Molecule: messenger RNA, 2484 nt
Organism: Solea senegalensis (Senegalese sole)
Lineage: Eukaryota; Metazoa; Chordata; Actinopteri; Pleuronectiformes; Soleidae
Gene: slc16a7
Product: solute carrier family 16 member 7
Exons: 6
Coding region: 185-1609 (474 amino acids)
Biological process (GO): transmembrane transport; monocarboxylic acid transport
Cellular component (GO): membrane
Molecular function (GO): monocarboxylic acid transmembrane transporter activity
Source: RefSeq, a predicted model, not a curated record
CAGAACACAGCCUUAGACUGACGGGGGCAAACUGCCGCUGAUACCGCUGCUGCCGCCGCUGCUGCUGCUACACGCUCCGUGGGGUCCACGUUCACAAGUGAAUAAAACUCAUCUGAAGCAGCCACAGAAUUGGACCUGAAGGAAUCUUUAUUCUUUUACAACUUGACCAUACGUUGACACAAUCAUGCCCCCCGCUGCAGAAACCAAACUAGGUUACACACCACCAGAUGGAGGCUGGGGCUGGGCUGUCGUCUUGGGCGCUUUCAUCUCCAUCGGUUUCUCCUAUGCCUUUCCCAAGUCCCUCACUGUCUACUUUAAGGAAAUUCAGGCGUAUUUUUCAGUUUCCUACAGUGAGAUUGCUUGGGUGUCUUCAGUCAUGCUUGCCACUAUGUAUGCAGCAGGACCUGUGAGUAGUAUACUCGUCAACCGCUAUGGCAGCAGACCAGUGGUUAUGGUCGGUGGGCUAAUGGUCAGUUCCGGUAUGGUGCUUGCUUCCUUUGGCACUAGUAUCAUACAUCUCUAUCUUUGCGUUGGCGUUAUUGGAGGUCUUGGCCUUGCCUUCAACCUACAACCAUCCCUGGCAAUUGUGGGGACAUACUUCCAUGUCAAAAGGCCGCUGGCGAACGGGCUUGCAAUGACAGGAAGUCCUGUUGUUCUGUUCACUCUGGCCCCUUUAAAUCAGUUUCUGUUUGACUGUUUUGGUUGGAGAGGGAGCUUCCUCAUCCUCGGAGCAAUAGUUCUGAACUGCUGCGUCGCUGGUGCUCUUAUGAGACCAGUCAAAAAAAGUGUUAAACCCCAACCAAAGACUGAAACACCACCGGCAGCCUCCGAGGAGGACGGUGCGCGGUCAUCUGACUUUCAAAUUGAAGAAAACCAAACUGAGAGCAGGUGUCAAGGCUGUGCGCACAGAUUCAUAGAUUUCUCACUUUUUAAACACAGAGGCUUCCUCAUUUAUCUCAUCGGUAAUGUGGUCAUGUUCUUUGGCCUUUUUGCACCUGUGGUAUUUCUGGCACCAUAUGCCAGACAUCAAGGGAUUGAUGAAUAUUCAUCAGCUUUCUUGCUUUCUAUUUUUGCUCUGGUUGACAUGUUUGUCAGACCACUAACUGGCCUCCUUGGCAACACCAAGUGGAUUAGGCCAAGGAUCCAAUAUUUUUUCAGUUUUGCUGUUUUUUUCAACGGCGUGUGUCAUCUGUUGUGCCCACUGGCACAAGGAUAUGUGGGUCUGGUAUUAUAUACCGUCGUCUUUGGAAUGGCUUUUGGGAUGCUUUGUGCACUUCUCUUUGAAGUUCUGAUGGACCUCAUUGGAGCGCAACAUUUCUCCAGUGCAGUUGGACUUGUCACCAUCAUUGAGUGUGGACCAGUGCUUCUUGGACCUCCAAUUUCAGGAGCCUUGGUGGAUGCUUUUGGGGAUUAUAAAUACAUGUUCUACGCUUGCGGUGUGAUACUGUCGGCGUGUGGCAUAUUUUUCUUUGUCAUGCAUUUCUACAACUACAAGAAACUGGAUGAGGAGCGGAAGCAGAGUUUGGCUGCGGAGAGGCGGACUUCAGAAGAGGCAGUCAAACUUAAAAUGAGUCCAGAUGAUAAAGCAGCAUAUGAAGCAGAAGGAUGAAUAUCACUCAGUAUUUGAAAAAAUAACGUUUAUUUGACUUCUUGGACUGUUAGUUUAACAUUUAGUGCUUCAAUUGUUGUUUUAUGUAUAGCAAUAGUACUUUUACUGUAACUAAUGGCUUUUCUUCAAUAAUUCAAAAGUGUCUGUUCCUUUCACUGCAGUUAUUAUAAUGGCUCUACAAAUUCCCUAAGGGACUUGUGAAUCAAACCAAGAAUCCAGGAGAUGCAUCACAUAUUCUUUAUUAUUAUUAUUGUUGUUAUUAUCCUUGGACCACUAGAUGGCACUGGACACUGACGCUAUCAUGUGAGAAGUGGUCAAAGAGAAACACAGCAAUCCUCAUUGAACUGCACUUCAACUAAAACCAUCACCAUUGAAGGUAUGGUUCCACCACCACAACCCAAGUGUCAUCAAGGGCACAGCAGUUCAAGAAACCAGAAUAUUUAAUCAGUUGGUGUUUUUAAAAAAACCUUCACCUUAUGCUGCCAACAAAUUUACCUCUCAGUUUUCAAGAUGGAAUCAAUAUUCUUCAAGCUUCAAUAUCACAGUCAUCUGUAAAAUGAUUUGGGAAUUUAACUUAUAAAUACUUGACUCUUAUCUGCGGUUGUAAAGAUCUAUAUCCAACUUAAAUGCAGCCACAGGCCACCAAAUAGUUCAGUGGUUUGUGUAUUUUUAGUAUGACACUAAAACGUAUUUCUGUACAGCUAACAACCGAACAAUGCAAGGUCAAAUAUUCUGAGUCAUGUAAUAUGUUGCGGAGAGAAAUACGUGUGAUCUCAUGCCAAAUCACACUAUCCUCCCACAUGUCAACAUACUGCGUGAUUACAGUCCCUUAGUCUCUGGCCUUGAGCACCUGCAAUAAAAGAUGCAUGCAUGGA